Molecule: messenger RNA, 2539 nt
Organism: Cylas formicarius (sweet potato weevil)
Lineage: Eukaryota; Metazoa; Arthropoda; Insecta; Coleoptera; Brentidae
Exons: 2
Coding region: 170-1738 (522 amino acids)
Source: RefSeq, a predicted model, not a curated record
GUACAACAGCGAAGGAGUGAACACUACCUGAGUAUUGUUGUGCAAAUCUUUAGGCAUCGGCCCUAAUUUUUAUUGUUUUCUGUUAUUUGGUGAGUCCAUUUAACGCAUCCAGUUAUAUAUCAGUUUUUGUGGCUGGUAGUUUCCUCCUCUUGGCCCUCUAACCUCAACCAUGGGGGACUCUUCGGGGGGCGAGGGCCCCCCGACGGUUAGUGCAGCACAAGAAAAUGACAGUUUAUCCAAUGAUUCUCAAAAUCGUCCGUUGAACGCCAUUAUUUGUAACAUUUUGCCACCGGAUUGCAAAAAAACUGCUGAAGAUAUUUCCAGGCCCCAGUAUUUUGAUGUGCCCUCAGGUGAAGAGUUGUCAAAGUUAUCGGCAGAGAUCCAGAUUAUCAAGAAUCAGUUCGAGCAAGACGCUGAAAUCCUGCGGGAAGUUGCCAAAAUCUCCGCAAACAUAAGAAGGACAGUAAAUCGGAAAACAAAAUAUGAAAUCACCGACCAGGGGCCUUUUAUGGUGAUUCUGGAGGGGAUUACAAGUAAGGUGGGGACUCUUCAUCCUAUGAACUUUGGGAAGUUACUUCAAGCGCAGAAAGUUCAAGGUAUAUUGAAAAUUUCUAGAAAAGGAGCCAAUAAAAUCGGUUUGGAGUUUAACACCUCUGAGUCUGCAAAUAAAUUUUUAUCUAAUGAAACAUAUUCGACAGCUGGUGGGUAUAAUAAGUAUAUACCUCAAAGACUAGUCACUUGCCGAGGGUUGGUGAGGGACAUUGGUGACUUAAUUGAUGAGGAUGAUUUUUACUCUGAGGCAGAAGCCAAGGUUAACAUCGGAAGAUCGCUAAAGCGCGUUAAGAUUGUUAAUGUUCGCAGACUAACUAAAAGGGUCAAAUGCCCAGGUGUUCUGCCUGGCACUUUUGGUUUCAAGACAGUUCCAUCUAAUGAUUAUAUAAUAACAUUUGAUGGUAAAACUCUCCCAGAAUCAAUCAGUAUCUAUAAAAAUGAGUGUUCAAUCGAAAAAUAUGUUAGUCCUGUUGUCUUAUGUAUGAAUUGUUGCAGGUUUGGUCAUUGGAAAAACCAAUGUAAAAGCAAGGGUAGAUGUAGUUUCUGCGCUGGAGAUCAUCCAGUAUUUCAUUGUGAACUGAAAGAACAGUUUUAUAAGAAGAAACCAUGCCCGACAGACCACUUAAAUCAUGAAGGCUCUCAUCAGGCCACUGAUAGAUCAUGUCCGGAAAUGGACAGACAGAAGAAAAUCAAUGAGGCUAUGGCAUGGUACAACUUAUCCUUUUUUGAAGCGGCCAAACUCUUUCCAAGAGGCCCCAAAUCAAGUGAGUUUAAUCGCUCUAAUGAAAAUUUCCCUCCUAUUCAUAACACGGUUGCCCCCGUCUCUCAGCCUUCCCCUAGAUCUGCUUCUAAAACCUAUUCUGUCAUAGCAAAAAAGCGUAAGUCCCCCCAAAUAGAAUCAGGGUAUGAUAGGGACGCCCACAGGGAUUGUCUCGUGCCGCCGUUGACUAGGCAGAAGUUGAAUCACACUAGCAAAAGUCAAUCUUCUCCCUCAUAUUUAAAUGAUUUAUCGUCAGAGUCCGAGAUGGACACUGCUUCUCCAGGGGUUUCCUCCUCUGGUGAAUUUUGGUAUCGGUUUGAAAAUUUAAAGAAAAAAGUCUUGUCCAAUAUACCCAGUAAAAGUGCUUACCAUGAAAUUGAGAGUCUUUUUGACUCCCUGCCUCCUCCCGGAGGAUGCAGGUUUUAAUAUAUGAAUGUUCCCAGAUCGACAGUCAAAUCUUUCUGUUAAAAUUAGUAAUCUCUCAAUUAUUCAUUGGAACACUUGCGGUAUUAGAAGUAAUUGUGAUAGUAUUAUUAGACUUAUUCGUGACUUUGGUCCGGAUAUAGUCAUGAUUAAUGAAUCUUUUUUACUCCCAUGGGAAGAGACAUUUAUAAUUACCGAUGCCUCUAAGGGACCAGAUGAUAGAGUUGGCUUUGGAGUAUUUAUUCCGUUUCUCAAUGUUAGGGUCGGGCAUGGGUUGAAUAGCGCGUUUUGUAUUUGCUUUGCAGAAAUGGUAGUUAUUAGUUACGCCCUAGAUCUUAUAUUAGAUUAUAAUAUUAAACAGGCAGUAGUUGUCUCCGAUUCCAAAAGUGCCCUGCAGAGCUUCGGAUGCAGUGCGGUUGAAGCUUCCAACAGCUACAUUUUACUAGAUAUUAAAGCAAAGAUUGAUAUUUUAAAGCGCAGACUUGGGGGGAAAAUCCGAAAAAUCGACAUUUAGAACUUCUGAGAUUAGUCUCCUUCGCUGGAGAAGAUCCGAAAAUCCUCGACAUUUGGAACUUUAAAGUUUAGUCUCCUUCGCUGGAGAAGAUCUGACAAUCCUCGACAUUUGGAACUUCAAAAAUCAGUCUUCUUCGCCAGAGAAGAUACGAAAAUCCUCGACAUUUAGAACUUCAAUAUUCUGUCUCCUUCCUGGAGAAGAUCCGAGAAUCCUCGACGGAAGUCGGCAAUGGGCGAAUGAUCCUGGUAGUCGUGCCCAACAGUUAUCUGUGAAACGCAUCAUUGAACUUG